CACCGAACAAGAAGAACAAACAUUAACGAAGAAGAAACAACACAUUAAGGAUUUGAAGCGCCGCGCUGGUCCAGAUCUCGCGAGAGUACCGCGGCUCGGUACUUGGUCGCAGCGGCGCUCCUCCACCAUUUCGCUGCGUAAAGUCUCCUCCCCGCGACCGCUACCUUCUGCCGCCGAGAGCCCAGUCUCUCCCGGUCCGCACUUUGAGCUUCUUCCCGCAGACCCGGCGGUACCUCGUUGGGUACCGGGAGACAGUUCGGGUCGCUGGCAUCGCGGAUUGAGUGCGAUCUCACGCGGAUGACGACUCCUUCAGCGAGAAUUUAGUAAAAGAAAAUCGCUCGGAAAUUUCAGAAUAUGUGGCGGGGACCCUAAUUUCAGCAUCCUGGAAGUAGAAAGCACAGAAGAUCUGUGUCUCACACCACAGACAGGUGCAGUGUGUAGCCGGGGCACCACAGAGGAAGGAAGCCCUGAGGAGGAGGCGGCGCGGCAGCGUGCCUCUCCGGCUGUGGAUUUGCCCGGUGGCAACCCCCAGGCUGCACAGGAUGUGGCCGGGGAGUCACCUCGGCAUGCACAGCAGCCGGUCGCAGCUGCCCCCCGCCCAGACCCUCCACUCACCAUUCCAUCCACCGUGCCAUUGCAGGAGAGCAAGGACUCAGCAUUCCUUGGCAUGGAGAACGCCCCGCCAACAUCGUUGCCUGAGUCUCUCCCCAUCAGCUGCGACUCUAAGGACAGUGUCUCAGAUGAAGUUGCAGAAGUUGUCGCAGGUGCGAGAUCCUUGCCAACAUCCCUUACUGAUGACCGUAGCUCCUCGGAUGAGAUGCAAAGGCUUCCAGCUCCCCUUUGUCCGCCUCUUGCCGCAGAUACAAAGUUCGACAGCACAGCGCAAGAGCUGCAAUGUGGGUCACAAAUUGAUAAAGAGAAAAGCCAAUCAAAUUGUGACACGGACCAGAUUCAACCACUUGAAGAAGGUGCAGGACUUCUGGCUAUUUCAGAGAAGCAGUCCAACAGAUUGGAAUAUAAACCAGAGACUGGAACAAAUGUGGAAACUGUUGGAAAUGAGCAGAAAGGUGGGGAUAUUCUCCCACAAACCCCAUCUCAAAUCUGUUCCACAGCCUCAACUUCCUCUGUCCCACAAUCGGAUGCUGACAGCACAGAACAUGGGGCUGUGGAGCAGUCGAACAGGGACUCACUCCUCCACGCAAUUCAAGACAGCCAUAUCUCCCCGUCAGGUGCUGCGUGGCAAGCUGAUGGUCACCAGGACUCAAAAUCUCUGCUCCCAUCUUCUGACAGCAGUGAGAUUAAACAAACUGACACAUCAAAAACACAACCUAAAAUCAUCAAGACGAUCUCGGAUGAUCCUAGAGAAAAUUCUUUUGAAUCAGUUGAGACAUUUGAUCGUGUUACAGCGCUUCUUAAAACUUCUAACAGCGAAACGCAACCUCCAUCAGCUGAAAUACUUGAGACCCCAGAGGCAAGAGAAAAGCUUCAUGGAUUACACACUUCUGGAGACGCAAGCUUAUUGUCCAGUAACACAGCUGGGAGAGAAGACGGCAACAUCCAGAGGAGCUGUGACUCUCUUGGGGGAGAGCGGGUUGAGAGUAGCACAAGGGAAGAUCCCUCGGACGCGGCCGUCUCCUCGUCUGACUUCACAAUGCUGCCAGAGAGUUCUUCCACCCAGGAUAGUUCCUCAAAACCCUCCGCUGCCCCUCCCCUGUUUGAUAGCGGCAUAGUAAUCUCCCUGCAGGCGGGGCAGGUUGUUAAAGCGGAAACCUCUCCCCCCUGUGAUCAGCUCCCACCAACACAGACACCUCUGGUUGCUGAGCUGGGAGAUGCUCAAGAAAUCGUGGUUGUCCAAGAGGAGGCUCAUAUCAACGAGGACUGGUCUAACGUGCACCUGAAACAGAGUUACAUCGUACAACGAGAGGAUGGCAGUGUCUGUGAAGCUGCCCUUGUUAACGAGCUGAGCUCUGAAUCAAAGCUGUAUGAAGAACGGGUUGAGGCAGACAUGGAGUUAGACUCGCAGCCGGUGGAGGUGUAUGAGUUUUGUGGCCUGGUGGAGGAGGUUGCAGAGGAAACGGUCUGUGCCAGUGGCAGCGUACAGAUGUCUCACUCUCCAGGAUACGAGGUGAACCUUUUCAACGCGCUACUGGAAAACUCUGAGGAGUUUAAUGUCAAACAGGACUUGGAGAUGCACCUCGCACCAUCUAUUCACACAAUCAAUGACAGUGACACUAUAAUCAUUUCCCAGCAGCCCUUGCCUUCAUCACAUGAUGCAAAUCAACUGCAGGAUCCCUCAAACAGACAUUCCCAUAAUUUGUCCUUACAAAGCAUGAGGGUAGCUGUCAGACAGCAUUUGGUAUUAGACGCUAACCAAGCUGUUCAAGUGACAAACUCCAGUGAGGUUUGUUUAGUUGAAGUAGCUGCUGUUACAUCUGACUCAUUCACUGUAGAACACGCAGGCACAAGUGCACAAAUUGUGACGACUUGUCCGCAGGUCAGUGCAACAGUUUCAGACCGAACAGAGGUGAGUGAUUCUCCUGAAAUUCAAACAGCUCCCCAAAAACAGGAAGCUGAGGCAACAGUUGGCUCUUUAUCUCUCAUAUCCCCAGUGGUCACCGGUGAGGAUGUGGAGAUGCAAUCUGUUGCUGUUUCAGUGCACGUUUCUCAUGUAGAGAAUCAGCCCUCUCUAAUACAGACCCCAGGAGUCACUGUUGUAACUGCCACAAAGCUUGAGGCCUGUGUUUCUUCACAUGAAGGGACAGCAGAAGCCUCUUCUUUGACAGAAGCUGCAUCACAGAGUAUUCACAAUGUUGCUGUGCCCACAGAAACCAAACCAGAGGCUUUCCACACCUCUCACUCCUCUAUUACUAUCGAUCCAAAGCUGCUCCUGCUCAAACCAGGAGAAACAUCUUUCCUGAAAUAUCCAUCCUCCCUUUUGUCACAGGUGUCCAAGCAACACAAUGUGUCCGGCAAGUUGGCCAGUACCCACGGUGCUCUGUCUGGCACGGUGUCUGAGGAGUGCCUUGCCCAAACUGACUCAGCAGCAGAUUCUUUCUCUGCGUCAGUGGCUCUUAGCAGCCAGAACGACCAGGCGACGUGUUCUGUCAAUAAAACCUCUGUGACAGCAGCUCUGCCUGUCCAGGUGCAGCCGUCUGCGAGCAGUAACAUCACAUUUCAACAUGAGCAGACCCCCACAAACAAAUCUGACAACGAGGCCUUAACUGUAACUGAAACGUCACCGAGUGAAGCUGUGACCCAAGAUAUUGUCACACCCACCGACACCACCCCACCUAGAACCCCCCACACCCUUCACAUGCUCGAAGGGUCCGAGGAAAGGGAAGGUGUGCCGUCCAGCAGCCCUAAUGACCCCAUCAGCCAACCUGACUCCAUGGAUGUGGAGGACGAGAGCGAGGACAUGGACCAGGACGACCAAACGGGAGAAGCUGAGGCUCACGAGGGAACUUCAGGACAGGUCAGCAGCCCGGAGGAAGGCAGUGACGAAGAACCCGACGCUGACAAAACAGAAAGUGAAAUGACUACUUCCAGCUCAUCGCACAAGCAUGGACAGAGCAGGACAGAGAGACAGGCACUGUUCCUUAAGGUACAGCAAUGGAUCGCAGAGAGGGUUGCCGCCAAUUCAUCUCCUGUGUCCCCGUCCACCUCCUCCUCCCACCCCAGCGCCUCUCCCACUUCUGAUUGGGCCCUUGCCCGACGAGACAAGUCCUCACCUCUCCGGGGUCCUAGUGGCAAGUUUGUCUCUCCUUCAACCGUCGGUGGCUACAGUUCAUCCUCUGUCUCUCCUGAUCCGACCACUCCUCAGCGACCCCGUGGGGAGCGUCACACAGACAUGGCCGAGCUGGCUAAACAUGAAGCAGACAUUGAACAUCGAACCCAGGCAUUCAAGCGAGAGGGCUUCUGGUCAAUGAAGCGUCUCACCCGCCUGACAGAGCCGAUACGACCCAAAGUUCACUGGGACUACCUGUGUGAGGAGAUGCAGUGGCUCUCUGCUGACUUUGCCCAAGAGAGGCGAUGGAAGAGAGGGGUGGCUCGAAAGGUGGUUCGGAUGGUGAUGCGACACCAUGAGGAGCUGAGGCAAAAAGAAGAGAAGGCCAAGAGGGACGAGCACGCUAAAAUUAGAAGAGUUGCAUCUUCCAUCGCAAAGGAAGUGCGGGCUUUUUGGAGCAGUGUGGAGAAGGUGGUGCAGUACAAGCAGCAGUCCAGAUUGGAGGAGAAGAGGAAGAAGGCUCUGGACCUCCAGCUGGACUUCAUUGUUGGCCAGACAGAGAAAUACUCAGACCUCCUCAGCAAGUCGCUCGCUCCCACCAGGCCGGCGGAAACUGUCGUUGUGACACCCCCAAAACCUCAACUGCCUCCUGCUGAUGAGGAUGAUAGGGACUUUGAGCCUCCAUGUGAGGAAGAGGAUGACGAGGAGACAUUAGACGUGGAGGAGCAGCAGGAGGGCAAUGAUGCUGAGACCCAUAGGAGGGAGAUUGAGCUGCUGAAGGAGGAGGGCCUGCUGCCCUUGGACCAAUUACUCAGCACCCUCAAACUGCCACAGGAGACGGUCUCAGAAGAAGACUGCUCUGAUGAAACCUCUUCAUCAGUGGAGGAGGAAGAUGGGGAAUUCACUGCCAAUGACGAGGAUGCUGAGGAUGAGGAGGACACCAUAGCAGCCCAGGAGAAGGUAGAAGGAGACUUAAAUCAUGCCGAGGAGCUGGAUGAUCUAGCUAAAGAAGGCGACCUGAGUGUGGAGGAGCUGCUGGAGAAGUACAAAGGAGCUUAUGCCUCCGACUUCGAGGCACCUUCUGCUGCUGGCUCUAAAGCGAGCUCCGAUUCUGAGGUGUCUGGGGAUGAGGAAGAGGAGUCUGAAGAAGAUGAGAGUGAUGUUGAAAGCAACUCUUCCUCCUCAGAUUCACAAGGAGACAGUGCCGAGAAUGACGAGAGUGAGAAGGACGGAGAGGAGAAUGAGGAAGAGGAGGAGGAGGAGGAAGGCGAUGACGAUGGAGAUGAAGGGAUGGAGGUCCUGCUAAAGGAGGGAGAUAACACCCCACCUGCCGCUGCCUCGCGACCAAAGAAAGAAAUCAGUCAUAUCGCUGCGACUGCAGAGAGUCUGCAGCCUAAAGGAUACACUUUGGCCACAACGAAGGUCAAGACUCCCAUCCCGUUCCUGCUUCACGGCACGUUACGAGAAUACCAGCACAUUGGACUCGACUGGUUGGUCACCAUGUACGAGAAGAAGCUUAAUGGUAUUUUGGCUGAUGAGAUGGGUUUGGGUAAAACCAUCCAGACGAUCGCGCUGCUCGCUCACCUCGCCUGUGAAAAAGGUAACUGGGGGCCUCACCUUAUCAUCGUCCCCACCAGUGUGAUGCUGAACUGGGAGAUGGAGCUGAAGCGCUGGUGUCCCGGGUUUAAAAUCCUCACAUACUUUGGCAGCCAAAAAGAGAGAAAGCUAAAGAGACAGGGCUGGACGAAACCUAAUGCUUUCCACGUGUGCAUCACGUCAUACAAGCUGGUGCUCCAGGAUCACCAGGCCUUUCGACGCAAGUCCUGGCGCUACCUGAUCUUAGACGAGGCUCAAAACAUCAAGAACUUCAAGUCUCAGCGCUGGCAGAGUCUGCUGAACUUCAACAGCCACCGGCGACUGCUGCUGACAGGGACUCCUCUGCAGAACAGCCUGAUGGAGCUGUGGUCCCUCAUGCACUUCCUUAUGCCCCACGUCUUCCAGUCCCACCGCGAGUUCAAAGAGUGGUUCUCCAACCCGCUGACGGGAAUGAUCGAGGGCAGUCAGGAGUACAACGAGGGCCUGGUCAAGAGGCUCCACAAGGUGCUGAGGCCUUUCCUGCUCAGGAGGAUCAAGAUCGAUGUCGAGAAGCAGAUGCCAAAGAAAUAUGAACAUGUGGUUCGCUGUCGCCUCUCCAAGAGACAACGGUUCCUCUACGACGACUUCAUGGCACAGUCCUCGACCCGGGAGACGCUGGCUAGUGGUCACUUCAUGUCCGUGAUUAACAUCCUCAUGCAGCUUCGCAAAGUGUGCAACCACCCCAACCUGUUUGACCCCCGACCCAUCCAGUCCCCCUUCAUCACGAAGCCCAUCGUGUUCCACACAGCGUCGCUGGUGCAGGAGGCCCUGGACGUGUCUCCUCUAAAGCGCUGCGACCUGUCUGCGUUUGACCUUGUUGGUUUGGAAAGCCGUGUGUCCCGGUACCAGGCAGAUGUGUUCCUGCCGCGCCACAAGGUCAGCCGCCAACUUAUCCAGGAGGUUCUGGAGUCUCCUGAACCCCCUCCCAGACCCAAACCAGUUCGCAUGAAGGUCAACAGGAUGUUCCAGCCGCCUCCUAAAGGUGAUAAUAGAUCGUUGGUGCUGAUGAACAAACCGACCUGCUCCGUGCCUCCUGCAGCUCAAACCCUCAAACCUCCUCCAGUGACCGAACUCUCCUCAACUCCUGCUCAUGCUCCUGUCGUUCAACAAGUGGUGUGUUCUGUGGCCUCCGCCCCUCCUCCCCGCCCAUCCAUGCAUCCUGUGGCUCAAACUGCAGUGAGGUCCAGCACGCCCAAGCCAGUGCUGACCGUACGGCCUCCCACUGUUCCCUGCACUGCCAGCAUUUCUUCUCAUCAGAGUCCAAACCCCAGCACCAUCAUGUCUCAGAGGGUCCUGCUCAGUCCAGAUAUGCAAGCCAGGUUACCUUCUGGUGAGGUAGUGAGUAUAGCCCAGCUUGCCUCCUUGGCAGGUCGACCUGUGUCGUCGUGUCAGGGCAGUAAACCCGUCACCUUCCAGCUCCAGGGCAACAAGCUGACUCUGUCCGGAGCUCAGAUCCACCAGGUCCCAUCAGCUUCUCCACGUGCUGUUCAAGGAAAUGUGGUGCACCUGGUGUCCAGCGGGGUGCAGCACCACCUCAUCACCCAGCCGGCUCAGGUACAGCUACAGAGCGCUGCCAACGCCCACCCUGCAAACACGCCCUCUACUGCUCCUCCUGCAAACCGCCUGCCUCAUAAUGCCUCCGCAGUGCCCUCGUCCAUCGUGAGCAGCACCGGCGUCGUGAAGAUCGUUGUGCGUCAGUCAGCAGGCAAGGAGGGCGGGCCGGUGCCCACCCUGGCAGUGGCCCCUUCCCCUCGUGUUGUCCCCCAGGCUUCCCCUUCCCUGCACGUCCACGUCAACACACCCACUGUCAGAAACACUGCUCCGCUGCAAAUUGCCCAGCGCACCCCUGGUCCUGCUACUGCCCACUACACCAUAGCUCCUCCCAGAAUCCCCAGCUCCACCCUGAACCAGCCCCAACUCCCCCGCCCUGUCCUCAAAGUAGUGCAGCCUCCUCCACCAAGCACAGAGAAGCCAGCUCCAGUGACGCCCUCGUCCUCUGCACCCAAGUCUUCAGCCACGCCAUGUGACACCGGCAGCGGCAGCAGCAGUCAAACACCUGCCACCACCAAGUCGAGGCAGAGUGCUAAAGUCUACCCCCCACCCCGGAAAGUGCCUCGCCCGCCUCCUCGCUCUCCUUUCCACAUGUCAUGGCUGGCUGAGAGCCACAAGCAGCAGCACAACAGCCGGCUGGACUUCAUCAUUCGAGCCAACGAGCAGCACUGCAGAGCGAAGCCCAUGUACGGCCGGGAGGUUCUGAACUUUCUGACUUUCUUACCCGGUCCCCGUCCCUCCCCAGCCCCUCUGAGCUCUCAGGGGGAAUGGGGCCGGUCGGGUCACAGCAGCUGUCUGUUUGCACAGCGGCAGAACAAACACGACUACUUGUGUCAGAGUCACGCCGUGAGAGCGGCCAUCCAGGGCACUGAGGACCGGCUGGAGCUGCUUAGUGAAAUGAUAGACAGGUUUACAUUCUCGAUUCCCCCUGUAGAGGCUCCUCCCAUCUCCAUGCACUCCUGCCACCCUCCUCCCUCUCUGAGCCACAAGCAGGUGGUCUUCUCCUCCUUGCUGUCGUCCCAAGUCGCUCCGCUCACUCGCAGCCUGCAUCGUAUCCAGUGUUACAUGAGGACGCAGUUCCCAGAUCUGAGGCUCAUACAGUAUGAUUGUGGUAAACUUCAGAUUCUGCACACUUUGCUGCGGAAGCUGAAAACAGGAGGCCACAGGGUUCUGAUCUUCACCCAGAUGACGCGGAUGUUAGAUAUACUGGAGCAGUUCCUCAACUACCAUGGACACAUCUACCUCCGCCUGGAUGGCAGCACCCGUGUGGAGAUGAGACAGUCCCUCAUGGAGCGCUUCAACGCAGACCGUCGCAUCUUCUGCUUCAUCUUGUCAACUCGCAGCGGAGGUGUCGGGGUGAACCUGACCGGCGCCGACACUGUGGUCUUCUACGACAGUGACUGGAACCCCACCAUGGACGCCCAGGCACAGGACCGCUGCCAUCGUAUUGGUCAGACACGAGACGUCCACAUCUACAGGCUGAUCAGUGAGCGCACAGUGGAGGAGAACAUCUUAAAGAAAGCCAACCAGAAGAGGAUGCUGGGAGAUAUGGCUAUUGAAGGAGGAAACUUCACCACUGCCUUCUUCAAACAGCAAACCAUCCGAGAUCUGUUUGAUAUGAACGAGGGGGAGAAACGAGAGGCGGCGGUGGAGCUCGCCGUGCCCCCACCUGAGGAAGAAGAAGGCACCAACAAGCAGAGCACCACCAUCCUGGAACAGGCCUUGUGUCGCGCAGAGGACGAGGAGGACAUCGUAGCAGCUUCCCAGGCCAAAGCAGAACAGGUGGCAGAACUGGCCGAGUUCAACGAGAACAUACCUCUGGAUGACGGAGUCGAACAGGAGGAGGUGGAGGAGCUCUCCAAGGCCGAGCAGGAAAUAGCUGCUCUGGUGGAACAGCUCACCCCCAUUGAACGCUACGCCAUGAACUUCCUGGAAGCCUCGUUGGAAGAUGUUUGUAAAGAGGAGUUGAAGCAGGCUGAGGAACAAGUCGAGGCUGCCAGGAAGGGCCUGGACCAGGCCAAGGAGGAAGGCCUCAAGCUUCACGCUUCAUCUGAUGACGACGACGAUGAGUUUUUAUCACCGCCAGCGUCUGUGGAGCCCGCUCAGCCAGCCCCAGCCCGCCGAGGGCGUAAACCCAAGGACAAGGACAAGAUUGUUACAUCUACAAGGACCAGUGGUCGACUUCGUGGGGCCUCGCCUGAAACUGAGCCUGAGCCUACGACCCCCAAAGAAGUGCCUGAAAGACCCCGCCUUGGUCAGAGGACUUCUGGACGGGGAGCUGCCAAAGACACUGGUUCUGUGUCUACCACCCCGUCCCGCACAGAUCAGAAAUCCUCCUCAUCAACUAAACUCCACGACUCCGCCAAAUCUUCGAAAGCUUCAUCACCUGCCAGAGAUAACCAGACCACCAAAACCAGGACUCUACCAAACCGCUCCCAUCCCAGUCCAGUGCCUUCGCCUCCUACAAGCUCCCCCCCUGGAGGGAAACAACAGUGUGCCGUAGAGACUGACGGUAAAAGCUCCAAAGCAGGCAGAGAGGAGAAGGAGGGGGAGGAUGAGAGGACAGUGUCUGAAUCAUCACUAGAACCCAGCUGUCACGUGGACCAUCAGACAAAAGAUGAUGAUGGCAAAGAUCACAACGCCAUGUCUCCCCCCUCCACAAGCUCCAGAUCGCCUCGUAAGCGUCAGUCAGCAGACGGUGAAGUCCUGCGGGGACUUGUUGAAGACUCUCCAUCGGCCAAAGUCCUGCGAAAGCUUCCAGGGAGGCUUGUCACGGUGGUGGAGGACAAGGAGCCGAGAAGGAGGAGGCGGCGUGGAAGUGGCACUGGAGGUGGAGGUUCUUCAGAGGAGGCACCGGUGGAGGAAGCCACUGGUGGUCCUGUUGAUGAAUCAAACAAAGACAAUACAUCACCGAGCCCUGACGGCAAAACUAAAGUGGCUGUUCCACAGGAACAAGACCCUGUCCCAAUUCCACCUGUGCCCCAACAGCCGGUCAGAAUUUAUCCUCCUUACUCCCCACCCCAUCAUUCUCCUGACAUGCCGGUGCUGAGAAAUCUUCCUGUGCGGCGCAGGUUGGAAACUGAAUCUCGCAUGGCUGCUCAGCUGGGAGAGCUACAUCAUCAUCUGGGCAGAGGACGGGGAGGAAACCAGUCCAGAAAAAGUGACACGGCACCAGGCAAAGACACCACGUCAUCCUCUGCAGACUCCAAUGUGAACUCUCUUGUGACACCUUUGAAAAGAAAGCGGGGCCGGCCCCCUAAGACUAACCUCAAGUUACCUGAGCAUGACACCACGGCGAGCCCUUCCCCACAGGCCACGUCGCCAAGCGAGGAAGGGAACGCCCCUCUCUCCCCAAAACGUAAGAGAGGUCGUCCCAGGAAAGACUCCACAACAAUGUCAGAAACAGUUGGUGAAGGACAGAACUCUAAAAAAGAGACCACCACUUCUGAUGUUUCUGGUUUAUUAAAAACUGAUGCUGACGCAGCGCUAACGGCGCCACCUCCCGUCAAGUCGGAGAUUCUCACAGCUGCUGCUGUCAGCGCAAAUCUGACAUCUCAGUCUACCUCAGCUGAGAAAACCGACACUAAGACUGAGGUUUCAGCCCCAGUUUCACCUCCUGCUCCAAAACCAGCUCCAGCCUCCACAGAAAAAACAACUCGAGUGUCCACACCAGUCUCCGCCCCAGUCCAAGCUCCACCUGCACCAGAGGUGACCUCCCCCCUCCCUACUGCUGCCUCCACAUCAGCCUCAACCCAAGUUACGGCUUCAGUUCCAAGCUCAGACACAACUUCAGUCCCCAGUUCUUCUCCCCUCACACUUCCCACGUCUGUCCCUGUCCCUGCUUCACCUUCUACCACAACUCCACCCGCCAUCUCCUCAUCUCUUCCAGAUGUAAAAGCAACACUUCAAGCUUCUAAUGCUCCUAAAGAUCCAAAACCUUCAGGUUCUACAACUUUGAAAACAACGGGACCAGACGCUGUCCAGAGCACCACAGUUUCCCCAGCAGCUGCUCCGACACUCCCAACAACGACGGUGGAAGCAGCUCCAGCAUCAGUCCCGGUCCCGACGACCACAGCAGCUACUGCAUUAGUAUCAAAAACAGCAAGUGUUGCACCAGCAGUCACCACUACAGUGAAACCAGUCACAACAACUAAAACAACUGCUGCAGAGGUCUUGCCCCAAGCUCCUGCUCGGCCGCCACCCACAACCAUCACUCCAACAUCUGUCCCAGCUUCAAGUUCCUCAGCUUCACCAAAACCGACCGCAACAUCGCCCCCUACUGCAGCAACGACUGUGACAACAACUGCAGCCAAAACAGUCCCAACGUGUCCAUCAAAACCAGGAUUAACUGUGACAUCACCUCCAGUAAAAACAACACAAACCAGUGCAUCCAUCCCAACAACCACUAUGACACCAACAACUCCAGUGAAAACUGUGCAAACAAGCUCAUUAAACACAACACAAUCCACUACUGCAGUUCCAACCACAUGCCCAGCGCAGCCUGGCAUCGCUUCUACAGCAACACCCGAUGCACCAGUCACCACGUCUUCAGCCAGUACAGCUCCAUCUUCUCCCGCCCGAACCAGUGUGACAACCACCAAAGUCCCAACCAAACCGGUGCAAGCUGCUACGCCGGCAAAUCUGACCGCAGAGGCCGUCCUGUCUCCAAUAUGUCCCCCUGCUCCUCGUCCAGACUGCGCUUCCUCUCCAACGUCCGCCAGCGUCGCCAAAACCUCAGAGGCAACGACGGUGGCAAUAUCUUCAUCACCUCCAACAGAAACACCUGCAGAAGAAGAAGCCUCCUCCAAAGAACCAGCUUCUGCUACAACUGCAGAAAAGACUGUAAAGAUCGAACCCACAAUUAAAUCCUCCCCAGAAAAGUCAGUUACAGUUGCUGAGACAAACACUGUCGCAGCAACCCAAGUCUCCACGACCUCAGCCGGUCCUGCUCCAGUCACCGCAACUAAAUCAGCUCCUUCUGUGUCCACCUGCCAAACGCCUGCAGCCCCUUCCCCCCAAAUACAAACCUCUGUAUCCGAGAGCGUCUCCACAGAGGUGUCCACACCGGCUCAGAGAGAGACCCCAGCCCAGAAACCCUCACCUGCUGCUUCUAGUGUUUCAUCUGAGAAACGAUCUGUAGAGUCCAAACAGAAAGAGUGUACAUCUAAAGGUGACUGUGAAAUGGAAGUAGGUUCUGAAGACGCUGAAGAGCAGGAGGACACAAAUCUGGAGAUCGAGUCUCAACCUAAAAGGAAGAAGGUGGAGAGUUCCCCUCAGACCAAAGAGUCAGAGAAGGAGGGAACAGGGGGAGAAGAGAAGAAUACAACAAAGUCUCAGAAAGAAGAACCGGUGGCAGAGGAAACUACUGACGAACACGAAACUCCCAAACAGAAAAGGCAACUCAGUCGCCAGAGUAGCCAGGAGUCCACACGCUCUUCUUCACCGUCAUCAGGGGGCUCGUCAUCAACCCUCACUCGUCACGCUCACCACAAGAGGACGUAUGAAAACAGACAUCCUGCCAAAAAGAGGCGAGUGGACGUCACCUCAGAAUCUGGCAACGAGGAGAAAAAAAAAAAGGACGUGAAAAAGAAAGAGGAAGGCGAUGAGCAGGAGCACGUCGCCUCCCGGAGGAGGCGCUCCAGGUCCUCCUCUUCCUCCUCGGACUCUGACAGCAAGAGCAGCAAGGAGCACCGGUUGACCCGCUCAGCCAAGCGCAGGCUACAAGAUCAGGAGAAGGAAAAGGGAAACAACCGGUCGGGAAAGAGACCCGCGCCCAGCUCUGAGAGAAACACAUCGAACAAUGCCAACACAUCCACCGGGGGAGAGUCGGGCAGUGACACGUCUUCUGUCAGGACCGGCAGGAAGUCUGCGGGAGCUCAGUCCUCACGAGACUGUAAAACAAACAGCACCCCCCCUCCUGAGCCCGAAGUCCUGGGGAAGAGAUGCUCGGCUCUGAACGCAGCAGCUAAGCUUCUAGCAAUGAAAGGCCGAGUGGACACCCCGGGCCACACCACUCGGAAAGACCCCUCAGCGAAGACCUCCGGGACGACUCCUGCCUCCUUGUCUGACAAGAACCAAAAGCCUAAAAACAAAAGUGUACCGGCUUCUCCGCAGAGUAACUCUGUCGCUGUCGCUAACAAUAGAAGCACCGGCAGCAAACACUCAACCCCCAAUCAGUCGAGCCGGCCUGCGUCUCGCUCCACCAGGCAGUGCCCCGGUUCUCUGGUUCCACCCCUGGACAUGGAGUACAAGAGGUCCAAGCCAGAGGAGAAGGAGCGGGCGAGUCGGAGGUCAUCGAGGGGAAAGGAAGGUGAGACUGAGGCCCAGUCUCUGUCCAGGGGCCACAGUGCCUGCAGCAGCAUGAGCAGCGACGGCGAGGGGGACGACGGCGGCAGCAGCAGAAGUCGCAGCAGCAGCAACAGCAGCCAACGCACCCACAGCAUCAGCUCUCAAAACACCGAGCGCAGAGACUCCCGUGGCGCCUCCUCCGGCAGCGAGCGCGAGAGGGGCCGUAGCUCGGAUCGGGCAAAGAGACGAGACAAGAAAGACAAGCGGGGCCAACAGAGGGAGGGUCGACCGGAAACCAGGAGGUCGCAGAGGCUCUCGCAGGAGGUGAACAGCAGCUCGGGGACGGAGGGGACGCCGGACAGGGUGCUGCGCAGCGUCGCAGCUCUGGCGGCGGUGCAGGCGCGGUCACCGGCCGCCAGCACCCGCUCCUCCGCUAGUCAACAGCGUCACAACAAGACAUGAUCGGAGUGCCAAAGGGAAGCAUGAGUGUUGUUGCAGAGCAAGAUGCGAGAGCAUGUCAUGACCUUCACGGUUCCUGCUUUUCUGCACUCGGGUGAACGACGGGGACGUAGAAGCCAGGGACCUACCUGCCUCCUGGGCCCUCUCCCUUCCCAAUUGGAGCUGGUCCCCUCACCAGCUCAGCUAUUGUCAGCUGGGGGAAGGCUCAGGGACCGAGAAUGAAAACGUGGCGCCGUCAUCGUGCGUCUGUAACUGGACAGUGAUGGUGGCGUGGAUGAACUCACCACUGGGACUUGAGGGGGACAAAGGUGCAGGAGGAAAUAAAAGGCAAGUUGUUAGUUCACAUUAUGUACUGUAAUCAUUAAAGACUGGAACGCUCAGAUCUUAUGUGUUGAGAUGGGAUAAUACAGCGCCCCCUGGCGGGCUUACAAAUGAACAGUCAUUUGUGUGACAUUAAAAACUUUGGAGUGACCAGUUGUAUUGUAAGUUGGAGGUUUUAGAAAGUUUGGUUUUGAACAUUUGGUCAGCUGUCCUGACUGUUUCUUUGUAGUCAGUCGAUAAGUUAAGCAUAUUUUAUUAUUUCUUCCAGGGUAUUAGGAAGAGAACAGAUCUGUCAAUGUGAUCUCUGCUGCCCUCUGCUGGAGCUUGUCUUUGCUUGGGCCCCUUUUCCAUGUCGACUUCUGUUCAGUGGAUUCCUUCUUUAAUCCAGCCUUGCAUUUCUCAUUUGCACAUCUGGCCCUGGGCUUUCGGGCACAUCGUGGUUUAGUCAUUGUUUUAUACAUCAACUCCAGUGACUCGAUUAGUUCCUCGGAUCUCGUGUUGUAUCACAAACCUUCGGAAAAUGUAUUAAUUGAAUUUGCAAAUUGUCUUUUAAAGACUUUACACCUCCAGACAAAUUCCAAAUCUUCCCAACGGUGUUUAUUGUCAUGUAUUUAUACUGAAAGGGCAAGAAAAUGAUGUAGAAAUUAAAGAGUGCCUCUUUGGCCAAAUGGGUUUGAACCUCCGAUUGCCUUGUGAAGCACCUGAAGCCGGGGGGGCGAGCUUCUUAUUAAAAAAACAAAAAAAAGACCACCCCUGCAAAACGUGAAGAAAAGCCCCCUGUGCAUCAGUGCUACCAAAUUAACGUUUUACUUUUCACCUGAACUUUUCUGUCAUGUUACUUCAUUGCUCUUCGUUCAUGUAAAAAAAAAAAACUACUUGGACAAAAUAUGUGAAUAAAAUGACUGGUACAGUUCCAGAUUACUGUAAA
This is a messenger RNA of Hippoglossus stenolepis (Pacific halibut), 14906 nucleotides long. RefSeq names its product Snf2-related CREBBP activator protein. Gene Ontology annotation, molecular function: ATP hydrolysis activity; histone binding; DNA binding. The transcript is spliced from 34 exons. Gene Ontology annotation, cellular component: Swr1 complex. The coding region runs from base 668 to 13660 and encodes 4330 amino acids. Lineage: Eukaryota; Metazoa; Chordata; Actinopteri; Pleuronectiformes; Pleuronectidae. The record is from RefSeq and is a predicted model, not a curated record.